Molecule: messenger RNA, 4003 nt
Organism: Linepithema humile (Argentine ant)
Lineage: Eukaryota; Metazoa; Arthropoda; Insecta; Hymenoptera; Formicidae
Gene: Regnase-1
Product: probable ribonuclease ZC3H12D
Cellular component (GO): nucleus; cytoplasmic ribonucleoprotein granule
Molecular function (GO): mRNA binding; RNA endonuclease activity; metal ion binding
Source: RefSeq, a predicted model, not a curated record
AUGUCUACUGUUUUAGUUGCCUCUUCCACUUUAUAAAAAAUUAGAUAUACAAAAAGGCAUUAUUCAAAAUAACUCUUUAAAAUUGUAUCACCGAUUCCCUUUUCAUUUAUUGCAACGAUUACAAGCGCGUUCAGAGCAAUGCAUGCGGUAGCGAAACUUCCUUAAUUUUGCGAAGUCGAAAACAGAGUGCGCAUGUAUGGAAAUAAAUUGUUUUGAAUAAUAGCGCCAUUAUUUCACUCACGCGCACUUUAUUUCGGACUUCACGACAUCACAGGCAGUUUCCCCACUAUGUAUCGCGCCAUCUACGGCGUACGCGCAGAAUGCCAACGGUAGCGGUAGGUGGCGACAGUGAUGAUGUUGGCAAGAGUGGUGGUAUGUUACGCGCGGUGGAAGCGCGCGAUCCGCGCGACCACUCCAUUCACUUGUUGACCACCGUUCCGGUCGGUUGUGCGAAUGCCGUGUAUUUCCACGUCUGCGCUCGCGUUUCCACACUGUUUGCUUCUGAUCGAUCAACGCAACGCGAUCGAGAUACACGGCGCGAUCUCCGCGGAUCAAGUGAUACGUGAUUGUACAAGCGGUCAGUGCGUUAAUGCAUGGUGUGCGGGAAUGUGUUAUCGCUGCUCGACGGCCGCUAUUGAAAAGUACAAGCCGCUGCCGCUCCUAUUCGAGCGAUUCUUGUACGUGAGAAGGAUCUACACUUCGUGAUCCACGACGGAGAUGACGGUCGCUGGAAAGAGGUAUGUGGACUGCACAGUGCUGGGUGCGGGCAGUAUGCCGGACGCCGAGGAUUCCUCGUACGACAGCGAUUACGAAGCCGAGGAUUCGGCGACAACGACGACGACGACGACGACGACGACGGCGCGGCGUUCGCGUGCCGAGUCACAGCUAUCUUCAACGGCGCAUCCGGACGUGUCUCGCACCACGUCUGACACCCUAGCGGCUGAGUUUGCGGAAUAUGUCACCAUCCAAGGACCGUCGCCCACGCAAAACCCAGGUUACACCGCUCGCGUGGAAUUCGCUCUGAAGCUGGGCUACACCGAGAGACUGGUGCAGGCAGCCUUGCAGAAGCUAGGCCCGGACCCCGGCCAAAACGAGCUGCUGGCCGAGCUGAUCAAGCUCGGCGCCGCUUGCUCGCCGAAAUUCAGCGACGGUCCCGAAGAGACCGACGGCGCGCUGGACGCCGACGUCGGCGCCGACGAGGACGGCGGGACGAUCCUGGUGGCCUCGACGACGGCGAACGCAAUUUCGUCGACGGAUCUGAGGCCGGUCGUCGUCGACGGCAGCAAUGUCGCCAUGAGUCACGGCAACAAGGAAGUGUUCUCCUGCCGCGGCAUUAAGAUCUGCGUCGACUGGUUCCGCGCCAGGGGUCACAAGGAGAUUACCGUUUUCGUGCCCAAAUGGCGAAAGGAGGCCUCCCGACCGGAUAACCCGGUUGUGGACCAGGAAAUCCUGGGGGAGCUCGAGAGGGACCGUUUGCUGGUGUUCACGCCUUCCAGAUUGGUAGGCGGAAAACGCAUGGUUUGCUACGACGACCGGUACAUCCUGAAACUGGCGGCGGAGAUAGACGGCAUUGUCGUCAGCAAUGAUAAUUAUCGAGACUUGGCGCAAGAAAAUCCCGAGUUCAGAAAGGUCGUCGAGGAGAGAAUCUUAAUGUACAGUUUCGUCAAUGAUCGAUUUAUGCCGCCGGACGAUCCGCUCGGUAGGAGCGGACCUACCUUGGAAAACUUCCUCAAAAUCGCUCCCAAGAAGAUCGAUCCGGCGCCUCCGUGUCCUUACGCCAAGAAAUGUACAUAUGGAAACAAGUGCAAGUUCCGGCAUCCCGAGAGAGGCCCGCAUCCACACAAAUCCGUGACGGAGCGUCUGGUGGAACACGCUCAGCGUCACUUGCAAGCACGUGGGCCGAGCCUGAGUUUGCCGCUGCCAUCCACAACCACAUCCGUCUCUCCGCAACAUUUGCCGCUCUGCAAGGCCAGGUCGGUCGCGCCACCGGGCGUCGUCCAACCCUUGUCGUCCGUCUCGAAGAGCAGAUCAGUGGAAAAUGUCACAUCUGACUUGUCCGCAACUAGUCCUGCUAUGUAUAGUCAGCAGAUGGCUCCGGCGCAGAAUCCGCAAGGCUACCACUCUGUAGCGAGCUGGACCGCGCCGAGAGUGAGCAAUCCCGAGCCAGAACCGGCGAACAUGCAUCGUAAACUGCAACGGCAAUUGACUCUGAAUCCGGUGUACGAUCCGCGACUUUAUCAACUCAGGCGAUACCAUCAUCAUCAUCAGCAGCAGCAACAACAGCCGCAGCAAGCUGGCCAGCCGCCGCAACAGCAGCAACAGCAGUCCGUCAUCAGCCCUCCGUGCUCCAGUAUGCAGCAUCGACCGUUGACGAGACGUGCCAGCAACGAGUCAUCGUAUCUAGUUACUCCCAUGAGCUGGGACCACUCCGACUGCCUUCAGCAUCAUCACCAGCACGUGACACGCAUCGCUUCCGCCCCGGAUUCUUACAGAGCGUGGCCGCCACACAACACUGCCCUGGUGCCGCCGUCGCGGGUGCAGAGACUGGGCACAUCGGAUCCCCAGCUGAAUCUGCAACCGUCGUCACCGUCCACUAGCCUGCACGUGCCUUGGGGCACGCAGGUUCAGGAUGUCCGACGUCGCCUGCAUUAUCAUCUCGCCAACAUCUUCCCCGAGGAGCAGGUGCAAACUGUGAUGGCGCUCCAUCCGCACGAGACCGAUCCCCAACAGAUUUGCGCCGCCAUUCUGGCGAUGUUUCCCAAAAAUUAGAAUUAACGCGAUUACGAAUUUUGCCGAGUUCACGAGUUCUUCGUAGGCAUUCGAUUUGGAAAAACCACGUAUGUUGUGUACAGUUCUAUUUUAUCUCCAUGAGAAUCUUGUAUAUUGCUGAGAACUCUUGAUGCGGAAUUCAAGUUUCAGCGAUUACCGCGUUAACUGCGACUGUAUUGAAGAUAUUAAUGGAAUUGAUGGAAUAAUUGCGAGGAAUAUUCGUAUUUUUUUGAAACUUUUGAGAGCUUGGACUUUUCAGCCUGUAUUGUCAUCGUUGUUCGCACGGGUGGACAAUAAAAAAAAUAAAAAAAAUAAAAAAUGCGCUGCUAAAUGUGCGGUGAGAAUACAGGCUUCUACAUUUAUAAGUUUCGGUGCGUUUUCGUCCUGCUAGCCGGGAGCUAGCACUCGGGCGGAGAACACGAAAGAGAUAAAAACUAAUAACAAUAUGAAAGUCUAAAAAACAGUUUUUUUUUACAUAACCAUUUGGACGUCUUAGCAUUGUUCGAGAGGAAUAAUCCGUAUUUUUAUGAGCGCGUAUUAGCCUAGGGCAUUAUAAUACAAGUGUUCGUUGUUAUUUUAUUCUGGGAAUAAGCGGUGAGAGGAUCUAUAUUUUAAUCUAUAUCGUUUUUAAUCGUAACUCGCGCAUUGGUGAUUACAUCGUCUCACAUUGAGCCGAUCAAUGUUUUUUUUGUUUUUUUUUUGUUUCUUCGAUAAUAUUGGCGAAAUCAUCUCGCUUUCGAUUUCUCUCAAUUAGGUUCAAAGUAGAUCUUAUAUAAUUUAUUUGUAGUAAAAUGAUUAUGAUAAUUAAUAUAGCAAUAUUUAAUUCGAAAACAAAAAGAUUAUUGUAGAUGGCUAACAGAUUUUUACUUCAUCAUGCACGAUAUAAUCAUUAUUGUUGUAAGAGCGUUGUCCGGAAGAUAAAUAUUUGAAAGAAAAAUUAUUAUUUUCGGAAACAUACGUAACUGGGAUUUCAAGCACUCGUAAACGAUAUUACGCAUUUAUCUAGUUAACUGUGCAAUAUUUAUUAUUACGCAUGAACCAACAAAACAUCACAGUUGCUUGUGUUAUUGUAGUGGGAAAGUCAAAAAUAAUGUGCAUAAUUUAUCAGUCUUUGACACUUGAUGUAAAACGUGUCAUCAAUUCAGAUGAAAAGGUAUACGUUGUUUACGCUGAAACAGUCGUGGCAUAAAAUUUGAACAAUUUGACGAUUUACACACAAAUCUCUCACAUAAAA